This is a messenger RNA of Brassica napus (rape), 1199 nucleotides long. Its product is annotated as ER lumen protein-retaining receptor A-like. Gene Ontology annotation, biological process: protein retention in ER lumen; endoplasmic reticulum to Golgi vesicle-mediated transport. Gene Ontology annotation, molecular function: ER lumen protein retrieval receptor activity. The record is from RefSeq and is a predicted model, not a curated record. Gene Ontology annotation, cellular component: membrane; endoplasmic reticulum; cis-Golgi network. The transcript has 6 exons. Lineage: Eukaryota; Viridiplantae; Streptophyta; Magnoliopsida; Brassicales; Brassicaceae. Bases 241 to 957 code for a protein of 238 amino acids.
UUUCCACUUACAAAAUUUAUUGGUAAUUAUUUCUCCAAUUUAGGAAACAAUUAACAAUUAAUCGCAUCAUGAAGGGCCUGUUUUGGAGGUUUAGUAAGUGAGCGCACACGUUAAGGAUUGCCACGUCAUCAGAAAAACCUGAAACGUGCAUCCUCUCUCUCUUUCUCGCACUCGGUUUCUGGAUUCCCGGAAAAUACUGUUAUCGUCGUCGAGUCCGUCUCCUUCGUCUUCUGGUCAACGAUGAAUAUCUUUAGAUUCGCCGGCGAUAUGACUCACUUGAUGAGUAUCUUAAUCCUUCUCCUCAAAAUCUACGCGACGAAAUCCUGCGCCGGUGAGUUCUCUUCCCUUGUGUAUGCUUCGAAGACGAGCUCUCGAAAACAAUCUCGCAUUGCUUUGACCAGAAUCUCUCUGAAGACGCAGGAGCUGUAUGCGCUUGUGUUCUUGACUCGGUACUUGGAUCAGUUCACGGAUUACGUGUCUCUCUACAACAGCGUGAUGAAGGUUGUCUUCAUUGCUAGCUCGUUGGCUAUCGUUUGGUGUAUGCGUAGGCAUCCACUUGUGCGGAAGUCGUACGAUAAGGACCUUGAUACAUUUCGUCAUCAGUACGUUUUGUUAGCAUGUUUUGUGUUGGCGCUUCUCCUGCAUGAGAUAUUCACUUUCCAAGAGGUGUUCUGGGCCUUUUCAAUAUACUUGGAGGCAGUUGCUAUCCUUCCCCAGUUGGUUCUGCUACAGAGAAGUGGGAAUGUGGACAAUUUGACUGGACAAUAUGUUCUCUUUCUUGGGGCGUAUCGUGGAUUAUAUAUCAUCAACUGGAUCUAUCGAUAUUUCACAGAGGAUCAUUUCACUAGAUGGAUCGCUUGUGUGUCCGGUCUUGUCCAAACUGCUCUCUAUGCGGAUUUCUUCUACUACUACUACUUGAGCUGGAAAACCAAUACUAAACUGAAGCUUCCGGCUUGAGCAGAACCAGACAAAUUUUGUAAGUGUGUCAAAGUUCAGGAAAUUACAUAGACAGUGACACUUGAAAAACGAAAAUAGACAUGGUUUGGUAUCUGGUUUCUCCCUAUUGUUAGUUGUUACAAUCUAACAGGGAGAAUGAUGCAGCAUUGUUGUUUUAGAAGUUCUUUACCUUCUUAAUGGACAUUGUAACUUUCCAGAGUGUGAAUUACACGUGGAGGUUGAAAUCAAAACUCUUCGUUGAA